CUUCCUGUGGCUAACAUGCUAACUUGUUCCGUUACGUCGUUCCCAUAAAAUUCAGUCUGAGUGAAGCAGCAGAGCCUGUUUAUCUGGAUAAAGUUGUUGAAGUGGACUUUGUGUAAACUUUCGGGAUGUUUCAGCUCAGACUCAUCUCCUGUUGAAGUUAAGUUAGCGUAUGUGAAGGAAGUUAGCGUAGCUUGCUAGCAGGAAAUAGACGGAGCUCGGCGUCACGGUGCUAGUCGGAGUAGCUUCGACAGAGACCAAACUGUAUUUUUCACGGAGCCCAAAUGUCCAGAUAGAGCUGUGUGAAUAGACUCUGUGCUGUUCCCUUUAUUUGACGCUGUUUUCCAUCUGAAUGAUCUGCUGCUGUCCGACGAAGCUAAUGAAGCUAACUUAGCCCGCUAGCAGGAAAUAGACGGAGCCGAGCGUCAUUUAAUCAUCAGAGAGAACAAAGAGUUUUUAACGGAGUGAGUCUGGAGGAAAAGCUGCUGUGAAUCAGUCAAAAUGUCUAAAGUCCAAACGCUGAGAGCUUUUGUGAAGCAGCGACUAACUGCGGCUGCUGAAGAGAUAUUUGAGCAGUUUGAAAGAACGAUAGCAGAGUACGAGGAGGAAGUUUGUCGACAACAGAAACUACUGGACGCUGUUUUCAAGCCUGAAGUCCGGUUACACAGAGCAGACGUCCAGCUGCUGUUGGUGAGGAAAGAAGAGGAUCCUCCUGAGCAGCAGGACUGGAGAUCCAGUCUGGACCAGGAGGACCCAGCAGAGCCGCCUCACAUUAAAGAGGAACAGGAGGAGCUGUGGACCAGUCAGGAGGGAGAGCAGCUGGGAGGUCUGGAGGAGGCUGAUAUCACCAAGUUCACGUCCCCUCCUGUCCCUGUGAAGAGUGAAGAAGAGGAUGAAGAGGAACCUCAGUCCUCACAGCUUCAUCAGAGACAAACUGAGCAGAUGAGAACAGAAUCUGAUGGAGAGGACUGUGGAGGACCAGAACCAGCCAGGACCUCAGAUCCUGUUACACCUUUACCACCUGAGACUGAUGACAGGACUGCAGAUUUUUCUAAACUUAAGGAAAAAGUCAGUGAUGAUUGGAAGAAAUGCAGUGAACCUGAGUCAGGUUUAAACUGUCUGAAAAGUAACAGUGAAUGUCGUUCUGCCAGGAAAUCAUUGAGCUGCCUUGUGUGUGGUAAACGAUUCAGCUAUAAGUCAAAUCUUCGGACACACAUGAGAAUUCACACAGGAGAGAAACCCUUGAGUUGCUCAGUUUGUGGUAAAAGAUACCAGCGAAAGAAAUUCUUCAGGAAACACAUGAGACUUCAUUCAGAGGGAAAACGUUUCAGCUGCUCAGUUUGGAAGAAAACUUUGCAACAGAGAGAACAUGUUGUGAGGCACAAGAGAGUCCACACAGGAGAGAAACCCUUCAGUUGUUCUUUCUGUGGAAAAGAAUUUGCAAUAGGCUCAAGUUUGAGGAAACACAUUAGAGUUCAUACUGGAGAAAAACCUUUCAGCUGCUCAGUUUGUAAAGUUAGUUAGUCUCAGAAACAAUUUGUCCAGACACAUGAGGACCCACACUGGGGAGAAACCAUUUAGUUGUUCUUUCUGUGGUAAACGAUUUGCAUUCAGCUCAAAUCUGAGGUCUCACGCAAAAGUUCAUACUGGAGAAAAACCUUUCAACUGCUCAGUUUGUAAAGUUAGUUUCAGUCGCAGAAACAAUUUGACCAGACACAUGAGGA
Messenger RNA from Chelmon rostratus (copperband butterflyfish), 1721 nucleotides. RefSeq names its product zinc finger protein 232-like. NCBI's taxonomy places the organism in Eukaryota, Metazoa, Chordata, Actinopteri, Chaetodontiformes, Chaetodontidae. The record is from RefSeq and is a predicted model, not a curated record. Gene Ontology annotation, molecular function: RNA polymerase II cis-regulatory region sequence-specific DNA binding; DNA-binding transcription factor activity, RNA polymerase II-specific. Gene Ontology annotation, biological process: regulation of DNA-templated transcription.